Molecule: messenger RNA, 360 nt
Organism: Protopolystoma xenopodis
Lineage: Eukaryota; Metazoa; Platyhelminthes; Monogenea; Polystomatidea; Polystomatidae
Source: the annotation of a GenBank genome assembly
GCAGCAGCACUCUUCGACAGAACACUCAAACCAUUUUUGCCACCAUCCAACUUUUCCAGUUCUGACCUGUUCUGUCUGGCACGAGUCGCGCCAACCGUGGACCGAGCCACGAGACCGACCGACUCACAAUUGCACGCAUCGUCCGGUGGGCAUGGCGACCGGAUUGUCGCGUUUUCGUCGGCCAAUUGCGAAAGAAGCGAGCCCGACGACACAAAGUGUACAUUCAUCACCGGUCGAGCAGAAAAGGUGGAAACUGGUGCUGUCCUGCAAUCCGGCCCGGCAACAUCGCCUUCUUGUCCACCGAAAGAUGUAAUUAUGCUUGCUUUACUCUCCAUUACGACGACCGCCUGGUACCGAUGA